AUGAUCUUCAUGACAAGUAUAGGAUUGCACUUGACCAAAAGACCAUGGAGCAACAACGAAAAGAAGAAGAAAACAGACGUGCCGUUUGUGCAGCUACUAAAGAUUUCAACAGAAGCCAGGCUGCUGAACUAGCUGAGAAAAAGAAGUUGGAAAAGUAUCAAAAAAUGAAAGAUGACAUGAAUGAGAUUUCCAGCCUCCUUCAAGGAGACCUACUUUCUGAAAACCCUGACCAAGCAAUCAGUUCCUUUGGUACACAUCGUGUGAUCACAGAUCGAUGGAAGGGAAUGAAUCGGGAUCAGCUGAGGGCAAUCCGUGACACGCAACAGCAACAAGUUCUGGAGAAACUGAGACAAAACCAGGAAGAACGCCGAAUUGAUGCUGAAUGGGACAGACAAAUAAUACAGACUGCAAGAGCACAGCUGGUUUUAGAGGGGCAUCUACAACGACAGAAUCGGGAACACCGCCGAGCUUUAGAUAACAUGAACGCCGACAUGUCUCAAGAGCAGAAAUCAAAGAACAUUUAUCUUAAAGAAGAAGAAUAUUCAAAUUGUCCAACAGAUGAGUAUUUCGCACAGUUUAAUACAACCAGCCGAUAA
Messenger RNA from Nestor notabilis (Kea), 596 nucleotides. RefSeq names its product RIB43A-like with coiled-coils protein 2. The transcript has 4 exons. The annotation marks the transcript as partial. NCBI's taxonomy places the organism in Eukaryota, Metazoa, Chordata, Aves, Psittaciformes, Psittacidae. The record is from RefSeq and is a predicted model, not a curated record.